CUCUCUCCACUUUUCCUUCUCUCUUCCACAGAUCUAUCGCCUCUCUUCUCUGUCUCUCUCUCUCUUACUGUUCUGAUUCUGGUUUUGUUUUUGGGUUCUUAGUUAAAGAAGGUGGGGGAGGCUGAAGAAGCUUGAUGGUGGUGGUCUCAACCACGACAAUGGUGGGUGACGACCAUGGCGGUCUCGUUAAACACAACUCUUCCCCAAUCUUCUCUGAGUCUGUGCUGUAGCAUCAAGAUUUACUCUGGCUUGAAGCCUCAAUCUGCAAAUGUGGUGUGGAGAUGGCAGAUGAAGCUAGCGGUAGUGGUAGAGAUGGAGCCGAGCAAGAAGAGAAACAGAAAAGUGGUCGUGAGCAGUCAUGGCAGAUGAGAAAGCUUGAUGGUGGUGGAGUAGCAGAGACAAUAGUGAUUUUGACGGUGGCUGUUCAAAGACGAUGCGGCAGAAGACGAAGAAAUAAGUUGACGGCGACAAGUUUAGACUUUAGAUGUAGGGUUAAUUUUUUUUUGGUUAAGCUGUUUCAUGUUUAGAUUAGUAAACCGGGUCAGGUUUACUUAUUUUUAUUUUUAAAUUUGGUUUAGUUUUGUUGUACAGAUUUUGUUUGUAUACUUACUUUUAUUAAAAUUUAAUCUUUCAUGAA
Eruca vesicaria subsp. sativa (arugula) is the source of this 637-nucleotide messenger RNA. NCBI's taxonomy places the organism in Eukaryota, Viridiplantae, Streptophyta, Magnoliopsida, Brassicales, Brassicaceae. The record is from the annotation of a GenBank genome assembly.